AUGACCCGUUUUCUGGAAUUAGUUUCAGUCUCAGGGUCGUCGUCGGGUGUCCGAUUUGGGACGUCGAGGGCUUUUUCUCCGGCCAAAAACAAGCUUUGGGCUGUGAAUUCCGCCGGAGAGCAAACAACAACAACAACAACAACCAACACACCCAAAGCUCAAGCAGUCAAGAAGGACAAGAUGACCAUCACCGACAACCACCCUGCUCAAACGGUCCUCCUCAUCGGCUCACCUCGGUCGAUCAAGGACGGAACAUACACCGAGCUGAUCACUCGCUUCGACAACCAAGGCCCAUCGACAAUCAUCGAAAAACAGCUCUGUGACCGGAUCUCUGAUGGUGCUACAAGUUUAUCACAGUCGCACUUCGAUGCCAUCCAUCUGGUUGUCGAUGCAAAUGAUUUAUCGCUGGCCAAUUCAUCCCAUUCGCCAGCAAGUUUCCUCGACUUGAUUGUCAGGGCGCUCAAGCCUCUCGGCCAGCUGACAUGGUCCACCCAAUCGGGCCUCAGCGAGAUCGAAUCCACACUCAAACAAUCCUCGGUGAUGGCCGACGUUCAAGUUGUUUCUGGUCCUAAUGAAUCCCAGCUCGUCAGAGCGACCAAAUCUGCUUCCACUACCUCCAACUCAGUCUUGAUCAGCCUACCCAAAAAGUCCAUCAAAGCAUCCCUAUGGUCUUUCACAACAGCUCAGCCAGAAAUGAUUGACGACUCGAGUCUGUUGACUGAAGAAGAUCUGAAGAAGCCAAGCACAAUGACUACCGAAGAUUGUAACCCGAAGAAAGCUAAGAAGGCCUGCAAGAACUGCACCUGUGGAUUGCGCGAGUUGGAGCUUGCACAGGACAACGAUCUCCCCGCUCAUCUUAAAGCUCCGGGCUCUGAGCUUCCUUCUCAGCCUACUGACCCCUCCAAACUAGUCGUCAAUGGAUCCGCCAAAACUUUCACAAGUAGUUGUGGUAGCUGUUAUUUGGGAGACGCCUUUCGGUGUUCCAGCUGUCCUUAUCUCGGUAUGCCUGCGUUCGAACCCGGCCAACAAGUCAAAUUGACCGCGGAGAUGGGAGAUGACAUCCAGAUUUAAAACCUACCAUAGUGUGAUUACUUGCUAUGGGUUGUGUCUGUUUUACUGUGUCCCUGUUUUCUUUUCUUCGUCCCGAUAAACAAUAGAGUCUCACUCGAAGGUACUCUCUUCCAUUCCCCACCCCAUCGGUCCCUUCGUUAUGUGCAACUGGUCUCUUUCACUUGACCUGACUCGUUUAAACACUACCCCGCAAAAAAUCAUCACUUUCAAAAAAAAAAAAACAUCUCCAUGGCUCGGACUUCCCAGUUUUGUUGUUCCCAUCGACAAUCAAUCAAUCUAUCGAUUCAUUCAUCUCGGAAUCAUCUCUAUGUACCCCGUUUUCCUUUUCAUCGCUCUUACUGCAGUUUGUAUACAUCCACAUACUACUACUUUCUUUACUUUU
Molecule: messenger RNA, 1453 nt
Organism: Puccinia graminis f. sp. tritici CRL 75-36-700-3
Lineage: Eukaryota; Fungi; Basidiomycota; Pucciniomycetes; Pucciniales; Pucciniaceae
Exons: 4
Coding region: 1-1071 (356 amino acids)
Biological process (GO): iron-sulfur cluster assembly
Cellular component (GO): cytoplasm
Molecular function (GO): iron-sulfur cluster binding
Source: RefSeq, a predicted model, not a curated record